This is a messenger RNA of Trypanosoma grayi, 4560 nucleotides long. RefSeq names its product Monooxygenase. The record is from RefSeq and is a predicted model, not a curated record. The transcript has a single exon. Lineage: Eukaryota; Euglenozoa; Kinetoplastea; Trypanosomatida; Trypanosomatidae. The coding region runs from base 1 to 4560 and encodes 1519 amino acids.
AUGCGGCAUGUGCGAAGGGCGUUGUCGUGGUCCUCUGCGGCCGCGCAUCGCGCAGGCAGCGGCUGGGGCAACAACAAUAACAACAGCAGCGGCGGCGGCAACUACGGCGGCGGUGGGUCAACGGCGAUGACGGAGUUCGCCGGCAAGGCGGCGGCGCUUAAGCGCCGGCACCGUGGUAGAGGGCAGUACGACUUUGCCCGACGCGAGGCAGAGCGGUUUCUCGAGGAGGAGGUUCCCCGUGAUGCGACGGGCGUCUGGAUAGAAAAGGGAAACAACGCAGUGGCGUUGGCGCAGCUGCUGAGUUUUUUCGAAAUCGAGCCCGACGCCGCGUUGGUGUCGCUCAUCACGAACAAGCUCGUCCGCAUGCUAGAUGACACGAGUUGCGACAGCUCGACGCGCCUGCUCGCGGCGAUUGCGUUGGUGCCGCGCAGCGAACAGCAUAUGGAUCGCAUUUUUGCUGCAGUAGAGGCUAUACUUCACGAGGUAGGGAAAGGCAACAGUAGAAGCAGUGAUCGUUGGGAGUUGUGGGGUGUCAUUGAGCUUGCCGCAAAGGUGCUGCAGCGCGGCGGCAAGCACACACCCAGUGUGUUGAAUGAAUCGCUGGCGCAGAUGGCCAUGGCACAGUUGCAGUGUACACCAACGGAGGAGAUGCCACGGCUUCAGCAAUCUUUCCUGCGUGUGUAUGGGUGGAUGGUACGCGCUGGCAAGGUGACGGAGGCGAAUCACCUCUUCGUCGCCCUUGUCGAGCACACGGGAGAUUUUCACAGCUAUGACUUCUCGACACUGAUCAAUUCGUGCCUGCGCCACCACCAGCUGUGGCCCCUACCCUUGCCGCUCCUUCACCGCAUGGCACGUGCCGGUCUGAUGUACUCGACCACUGCCAAUGGGCGUGAUGUGGCGGCUAUCCUCGGCUGGAUUGCGAAGGUUCUCGGAUCACUGGAGCCUGGCAAGAAUGAUGUAACACAGCGUGACGUGUGUGAGCUUGGCGGUAGGAUGAACAUACUCCUUGAGGAGUAUGAGCCACGUGUUUUGCGUUUCUUGGACAGCAACGAUAAACUUCACUGGAGCCACUGUGAUGAUGUGACAACCAUCGCCUUUGCGUAUGAGAUGGGCGGUCGGCUCCGGUACCGCCACGUUUUCGUAGCCUACCAAAGCUACGUGGCGCAAAAUGUGACGCGCUUCGAGCCGCAGCAGCUCGCCAUGGCGGCUGGUAUUCUCCGACGCUCACAGCUAUUGUCACCAGAGCUGGCGACGAAGCUUGGCGAGCGCAUUGAGACAGUGCUGGGUGAGUUCUCGCUGUCGGAGAUCAGCCACAUCUGCGCCACAUUCGCCCCAAUGUCGCCGGCGUGGAUGCCUGAGGCGAAGGCGGUGGCGAGCCGACUGCUGGUACCUGACUGUAGCAGCUAUACACGGCUUACGCUUGCUCUCGCCUUCCCCGACGACGACACACUCCACUCGCAGAUCGACUACAAAGAUAUAUCCGGCCGCCAGCUUGUCGAUGCCAUGUCACUUGCGAAGGGCACGAGAUUCGAGGGUCUCAUCGUUGCCGAACUCACCACCCGCCUCAACGCCGCGCAGGAGCGUUUCUCACCGGAUGAUCUGCGUGUGCUGCAGGCAUCUGGUCGGCAGGACCUUCAGGUUGCGUCGGCGGCGUACCUGUCGAGCCGCUUCGCCGAGGCGGAGUGGACGACGGACACGCUGUAUAGCUUGCCCCUUGCGGCCAACAUCCCUCACGCGCGUGACGCAACCAAGGCGCUGGCAGCCGCCAAGGCAGCGUCCAUCUCGCCAGAACAGUUCGUCUCGCUGGUUGAACUCAUCACGAGUGUCUUUGGUGAAGGGUCGGACGAGGCGAUGAUCUCUUUUGUGGUUACCGGUGGUAUGGAGUUGCUUGGGGCGGAGCGGAUUCAGUUGGGAACGGUGGUGCGAUACCUUGAGGCUGUGCGCCCACUGCGCAAGAUGUACCCCGGCGCGGAGUGGAUCGCGCUCUUCAACGAGAGGCUGCUGCGACCGCUGCGCAACAUGAAGCCAAGGGAGAUGGGAAGCCUGCUGUGGUCACUGCGCGCUAUUUACGGCAAUGUGGCGCAGCAGCCGUUGCUGCAGCAGACCAUCACCGCUAUUGUUGCCGGCCCCUAUAGCCAACUGACUCAACCCGAUGAAGGUGCUGCGCAGGCGACCGUGUUCAUAGCGCACCUGCAGAAAGGCAUGUCACACCCGCAGCUGACUGAAUCAACGCCGAUGGCUGUGUCGGUGCGGAACAACGCCGGUGUCUUCCAGCAGGAGCUGAAGGAGGCGGUCAUGAGCAUGCCGUUGCCGAAGGAAGUGGAGGUGAAACGCGUCGGCCGUUUCACACUCAAGGUGACACGGGCGAUGGAGACCGUCGCCCCCCCGCCUAAUCCACCCUCGCAAGACGUGAAUGCCGAACUUGAUAUGGAUCCCUUCGCCACGCCUUCACCGGUGAACGCCACAGACGCAGCGGCAGCCAAUACGGCUCCAGACUAUUCAUCCACCAAGGUGCAUGGAGCCGCCCCGGAGUCCUCCACUCCCACCUCUGCGGGGAAUGCCACGCCCCAGGUGGCUGCUGUGGGAUCCCAAGAAACUGCCGCCGCUGUCGCUGUGAGCCCAGAGCAACAGCAGUCGCAACCACCACAACAGGAGCAGCAACUGUAUCAUUCCGCGGAGCCUUUUCCAGUUCCACCUUCUGCAGCACCGGAAAACAUCACAUCAUCCGCUCAGAUGGGCUCAAGGAAGUGGAGUCUUUUCGGCACAUCAGCUACGGGUCCAGACACGGAGUUUCAGGAGCAGCAGACACUGUCAAACCCUUCAGUGCCUCCGGUGGCGUCGUUGGGAAGCUCACACAUUGAAAGGAGUUCCACAGGAUCCUCAUACAUGAAGCUGUUUUCACCUGAUGCGUUCUUCAGUGCGUGGUCCAAGCCAGUACACCGCGACCACGACCAGCAACAGCAGCACCAGCACCUUUCGCUAGAGCAAGAACAACAACAAUCCCAAGCCCAAUCCCCACCACCACCACCACCACCACAACAACAACAACAACAACAACAACAGGAUCCCUUAAGAGAGGAAGUGACCGUGGGUGAGACAAGGGAAGAGAAGCUGCAACCGCGUCGAACNCAACAACAACAGGAUCCCUUAAGAGAGGAAGUGACCGUGGGUGAGACAAGGGAAGAGAAGCUGCAACCGCGUCGAACAAGUCUCCCCCGCCUUGACACACAUACUCCUACCCCUGGCGCCAAUGCCGCGACGGCUACCACACCGGCAUUCAACCAGGAAACCCGUAAGUUUGGUUUUGGUGGCUGGAAUGCGUCACUGAAUCCAAGCGCACCGUCGAUGUCAGGUUCGACGUCAGCGUGGACGACUUCGUGGGGGGCGCCUGGGCAUCCCAUGGCACCCGUGCAAGGAAACAUGAUGGAAGGACGCAACUCUGCUUGGUCGUCAUUGCACAUGCGGACCCCGGCGAAUGCAUUUGGUGCUGGCGCUGGUAGAAGCUCGUUUGGUGUAGCCACUACGCAUCAACAACAACAACAACAGCAGCAACAGCAACAACAACAACAACGGCAACAGCAACCCACAAAUCCUCCAGCAACGCAGCCCACGUCUCCAAUGAACCGUAUGGCACCACGAAGCAACGCUGCAGCCCCUGGCAAUCACUUAUUCUUUGAUCCAACAUCUAAUGCGCGUCCGCGGCCUGUGAUAACAAAAAAGAAUCCCGCCGCGAGGUCAACGCAGCCCACAUCCUCCUCGUUGGAUGAGGACAUCAACCAAAUGUACGACAAGAAUGGAAAUGGGGCGAAUGAGGGCAUAUCGAACUUUAUGAAGAAAGCUGGUCUCUCAAAGAUCACGGGGUACAACAUGGGUUCGACGGAGACGGAGACGAGUACCAGUGAUCAAAAGGGCUUCUGGGCUGAGGUUGUUAACAACAGGGUGAAGAAGUCGUCGGGUGAGUCCCCGCGGUCCUCCAAUAAGCGACGUAAGAGUCUCUCUGAGUGGCUCGAUGCACCGUCCGAACGUGAGGCCGCCGCUGCGGCGGCAACAGCAGCGACGACUGCAGAGAAGGGAAAACGGAGCCGUGCGCAGGUAAAGUCCGCAACCCCCGUCAAGGCCAAGCCUAACGAGAAGAGCAAGCGGGGUAGCAGCAAAGACGCAGCGACUCCGUCAGCACCGGAUGUAGCAACCACAUCCCCAGCAGGGACUGGAAAGGGGGCCAGUGCUGGAAAGGGAAAGGGUGCGGGUGCUAGGACGCCUGCGUCGAGGACUGCGAAGGGGGCCGCGGCAAAAGUAACAACCAAACCAGCCUCAAAGGCUCCAGCGAAGACGGCACCGAAGACCGGAGCAAAGACAGCUCUGGCCAAGGUGGUAUCGAAGACGGUAGCCAAGACAGCACCAGUGAAGGCAAAGAAGCCGGACAACAAGAAGGCGCCCAAGUUAAAGAAUGAGAAUAAACCUGCGCCCAAAAAGCCCGUCGCAGCUGCUGCCAUUGUGAAGAAGAAGCCAGCACCAAAGAAGCCUGCCAAGAAGGCAAAGGGCGGCGGUAAGAAAAAAUAG